AUGGCGCGUAAACGAACAAAGAAGAGAACCCAUAUGGGUGCCAACAAUCCCGAUGUGGAUUCUGCCGGUCAUGCAUCAGCGAAAGAUCCCAAGAGUAUGGUCAUUCGAAUUGGCGCUGGCGAAGUCGGUUCCAGCGUUAGCCAGCUUGCGGCCGAUGUGCGAAAAGUCAUGGAACCUGGUACUGCCAGUCGAUUGAAGGAGAGGCGUGGAAACAGACUAAAGGAUUACGCUGUCAUGUGUGGCCCUCUGGGCGUUACUCACUUGAUGCUGUUUUCGAGGUCAGAGAGUGGAAACACCAACCUGCGAAUGGCUUUGACACCUCGUGGACCUACCAUGAACUUUCGCGUGGAAAAAUACUCGCUGUGCAAGGAUGUGCAACGAGCUCAGAGACACCCUAAGGGUGGCGGCAAGGAGUUUAUUACUCCUCCUCUGCUGGUCAUGAACAACUUUACCCGCCCCGACUCGGAUAGCAAGUCGAAGGUUCCUAAACAUCUCGAAUCCCUUGCUACGACCGUCUUCCAAUCCCUCUUCCCUCCCAUCAACCCUCAAGCUACACCUCUCAAGUCAAUCCGACGAGUACUGCUGCUGAACCGCGAGCAAUCAGAGGAAGACGAUGGUACUUUCAUCAUUAAUUUCCGCCAUUACGCUAUCACAACAAAGUCGACCACGGUGUCCAAGCCUCUACGGAGAUUGAACGCUGCCGAGCAAUUUGUCACAUCAAAGACGAACCGAAAGGGCAAGAUGCCUAACUUGGGAAAACUUGAGGAUGUAGCGGAUUUCCUGAUUGGCGGCGAGAACGGUGAUGGUUACAUGACAGAUGCAACCAGCGGUAGCGAGAUGGACACAGAUGCCGAGGUCGAGGUUCUGGACUCUACAACCCGAAAGGUCUUAUCUGCCAAGGCUAGACAAGCAGCAGCCCAGAACGACGUCGAGGCUGAGGCGGAAGAGGAGAACGUGGAGCGCCGCGCCGUCAAGCUGGUCGAACUAGGUCCCCGAAUGCGCCUUCGACUUACCAAGGUCGAGGAAGGCCUCGCCGGCGGCAAGGUCAUGUGGCACGAGUACGUGCACAAGAGCAAGGAUGAGAUUAAAGACCUCGAGAAGCGAUGGGAGAAGCGUCGCAAGGAGAAGGACGCCAGAAAGCAAGAGCAGAAGGAGAAUGUGGAGCGCAAGAAGGCUGCCAAGGCCAAGGAUGGCAAGAAGGACGACGAUGAAGACGAGGACGAGUUUGAGUACGACAGUGAUAUGGAUGUGGACGAGUUUGACAGCGAGGGCCUUGCGGGUGAUGCCGAGUUCAAGGUCAAUGAAAAGAUGGAGGAGGAUGGAGACUGGGAGGAUGAGCAGGAGGAGAUUGCCAACAGCUGA
Molecule: messenger RNA, 1362 nt
Organism: Fusarium sp. VM40
Lineage: Eukaryota; Fungi; Ascomycota; Sordariomycetes; Hypocreales; Nectriaceae
Source: the annotation of a GenBank genome assembly